This is a messenger RNA of Glycine soja, 875 nucleotides long. RefSeq lists its product as uncharacterized. The transcript has 3 exons. The record is from RefSeq and is a predicted model, not a curated record. NCBI's taxonomy places the organism in Eukaryota, Viridiplantae, Streptophyta, Magnoliopsida, Fabales, Fabaceae. Bases 6 to 725 code for a protein of 239 amino acids.
ACAACAUGGGUCAUGAAGGAGAAUACACCGAGGCAGAUAUCCUAGAUUUAUCAGCAGAGAAUUGCCAAGAUUUGGAAUUUGACAGCAGUACUUGGCUCAGUUCAACGCUGGACUCACAAAAACAGAAAACUGAAAACGGUAAACGGGACUGCCAUUACGUGAAGAACAAUUGGAACAUCCUCGCAGUUCCUAUUUCGGCAGAGGAGCUGAAGAUACGAAGUGAGCUAGGAAUGCAGAUUGAGAGGGACUUAGAAGAAGAGAUCAAGGAGGGUAUAUACCACCUUGCUCUUCGGUUGCACCGGAUUUACCAGCAGAAGAAGGAAAGAAGUGCAAAAGAAGCAUGUGAACUCUACAAUAAACAAGCUAGGGCAGUUUCUGAAGUGAACAUAAGCAUAAGAAUGGAAGGAGCAACUAAAGUUGAAAUUAAAGAGAUCAACAAAGAAGCAGCUGAAAAGGAUUCACGGAAUUCUAGACCACAAAAUGUGAAGGAAGUGAAGAAGGUUGAUUGGGUGAAGACCCUCAGAGCAGGUUCAAGCCCUGUUUGUGCUACAAGAUCAUCAUGUGUCAGCUCAAAGAAUAAGAAUAAAAAGUUAGGCACUGACCCUAAUGUUUUCUCCAACUGGAAAAUUCAUGGUGGGAGGGGAAAGAAUGCUGGUUCUACCGAGCUAGUAAAACAGAAUGCAAGUGUGGACAAGAAGAUACUUCAAUUGGUGUGGAAGGUUUGAAGAUCUUUGUAAUUUGAUUCGUGAUUUCUAAGGCUUUGAUUGCAUAAAUAAUAGUAAUAUAGUUCGGAAUGAUUUUUCCCUAAAAACAAAUGAUGGAUAGUGUAUUGAAGGAGUGAAAGUUUCUGUAAAGAAAUAAAGUAUCGAUUUGAU